This is a messenger RNA of Salvelinus namaycush (lake trout), 6795 nucleotides long. It is a transcript of the gene mapkbp1, whose product is annotated as mitogen-activated protein kinase binding protein 1. The transcript has 29 exons. Lineage: Eukaryota; Metazoa; Chordata; Actinopteri; Salmoniformes; Salmonidae. The record is from RefSeq and is a predicted model, not a curated record. Gene Ontology annotation, molecular function: protein binding. The coding region runs from base 1 to 5802 and encodes 1933 amino acids.
AUGAUGACGGUGGAGGGUUCCACAAUAAAGAGUCGGAUCAAAAAUCUUCUCCGCUCGCCAUCUAUCAAAUUGAGAAGGAAUAAAGAUCGGAACCAUAAAGAGAAUCUCAGUAACAAGGUGACAUUAGAGAAGGUGCUGGGGAUCACAGCAUUUGGGAACCGUGCUUUGGCCUGCGACCCUCGCUCCGGACUAGUGGCCUACCCAGCUGGAUGUGUGGUGGUGCUGCUGAACCCCAAGAAGAACAAACAGCAUCACAUCCUUAACAGCUCCAGGAAAACCAUCACCACUCUGUCAUUUUCCCCUGAUGGCAAGUAUGUGGUCACAGGAGAGAGUGGGCACAUGCCUGCUGUGCGGGUGUGGGACGUUGCAGAGCGGACCCAGGUGGCCGAGCUACAGGAGCAUAAGUACGGCAUCUCCUGCGUGGCCUUCAGUCCUAACAGCAAGUACAUCGUCAGCGUGGGAUACCAGCACGACAUGAUCGUCAAUGUCUGGGCCUGGAAGAAAAACAUUGUGGUGGCAGCCAACAAAGUCUCCAGUAAAGUGACGGCCGUGUCCUUCUCAGACGACAGCUCCUACUUUGUCACGGCAGGGAACAGGCACGUCAAGUUCUGGUACCUGGAUCACACCAAAUCCUCCAAGGUGAACGCCACAGUUCCUCUGCUGGGUCGCUCAGGGCUCCUGGGGGAGUUGAGGAACAACUUCUUCUCUGACGUGGCAUGUGGGAAGGGUCGUAAAGCCGGCAGCACCUUCUGCAUCACUUCCUCAGGCCUGCUCUGCGAGUUCAAUGACAAACGCCUGCUGGACAAAUGGGUGGAGCUAAGGACAACUCAGGCCACGUCUCUGUCUGUGACAGAGGAGCUGAUCUUCUGUGGCUGUGCAGACGGCACCGUGAGGGUCUUCAGCCCUGUCAACCUGCACUUCAUCUGUACCCUGCCACGCCCACACUGCCUGGGCACAGACAUCGCCACCGUGGUGGAGGCUAGCCACCUCUUCAGCCACAAGAUGGACGCCCGGUACCCUGACACGGUGGCUGUCUCAUAUGACCCUGCGAGCCGCUGGCUGUCCUGUGUCUACAACGACCACAGCCUGUACGUGUGGGACGUACGAGACCUCCGCAAAGUGGGCAAGGUCUAUUCCGCCCUCUACCACUCGGCUUCCGUGUGGAGCGUCGAGGUGUACCCGGACAGGGUAAGUGAUGGUGAGCAGCCCUGUCUGCCUCCAGGCUCCUUCCUCAGCUGCUCCUCAGACAACACCAUCCGGCUCUGGAACACUGACGGUCACAGCACCACCCUCAGCCGCAACGUCAUCAGCAACGACCUCCAGAAGAUCAUCUACAUGGACAACAACACGGCCGGCCUGCUGGACACAGAGUGCCUCAACUCGGGGAACGGAGAGAAGGCCGACCCCCAGACCUCAGAGACCAGGACGGGCAUCAGGACCAUGUGUGUGAGCCCCGACGGGCAGCACCUGGCGUCGGGCGACCGCACCGGCACCUUGAGGAUCCAUGAGCUGGUGAGCAUGGAGGAGAUUCUGAACGUUCAGGCCCACGACUCUGAGAUCCUUUGUCUGGAAUACUCCAAGCCUGAGACGGGUCUGAAGCUACUAGCCACAGCUAGUCGAGACCGUCUGAUCCAUGUGCUGGACGCAGAGCAGGAGUACAGCCUGCUGCAGACGCUGGACGAACACUCCUCCUCCAUCACCGCCGUCCGAUUCGCUGCCAAUGACGGCAAGGUGAGGAUGAUCAGCUGUGGCGCUGACAAGAGCAUCUACUUCCGCACAGCGCAGAAGUCAGAUGAAGGAACAGUGUUUACCCGCACCCACCACAUCGUACGCAAGACGACGCUGUAUGACAUGGAUAUCGACCCCACCAGGAAGUACGCCGCAAUUGGUUGUCAAGACCGCAGCGUUAGAAUCUUCAACAUCAGUAACGGCAAACAGAAGAAACUGUACAAGGGCUCCCAAGGAGAGGAUGGCACUGUUAUCAAGGUUCAGACCGACCCCUCAGGGCUGUAUGUGGCCACCAGCUGCUCAGACAAGAACAUCAGCAUCUUUGACUACUACUCUGGAGAGUGUGUGGCCACCAUGUUUGGACACUCUGAGGUUGUGACUGGAAUGAAGUUCACCAAUGACUGCAAGCACAUGAUAACUGUGUCUGGUGACAGCUGUAUCUUUGUGUGGCGUCUGGCCCCGGAGCUGACCAUCAGUAUGAGACAGCGUCUGUCAGACCUCAAACAGAAUGGCAAGCCAGUUCAGAAGACCCCACCUCACAAACCUUGCAAUCUCAGCACCAGGAGAGAGGUGCACAGAACCCCUCCCAUAGUCACCAUGUCCUCUGACAGCGACAAAGAGGUGGAGGGGAUAGAGGAGGAGGAAGAGGAUGAGGAUGAGGAAGAGAUGAUCUCUCCUUACAUGGUGUCAGGCUGCAGUGCAGAGGAAGAGACAGACACCUCAGACGAAAAGCACAACUCUCUUAACUCUCACGGCAGAGAACUGAAAAGGGAGAGCUCUUUUGGCAGGCGUUCCUCCCAGGGCAAUCAUCACUGUGAGGAAAGGGGUCCCCGUCCGCGGCGCCGCUGGGCCAGAGGCAUGGUCAGCAUGGAGCUGAUGGUCAAGUCCAUGUUGGACCUCAGACAGCUGGAUUCCUUCGCCAUGCCCCCCUCCUCCCCCAACAAGACCAAGACCCAGCCUGAUGCUUUCAGAGACCCAUUCAGGGAGGAUGAACUGGGCAGCACCAUCAGCCUGCAACCCCUUACUGCAUGGGGGGAUGAGUCUGAGCAGAGGUCCCAGCAGCGACCCCACAACAUCAUGUUCUCUCCACAGACCCCAGAGACAGGCUCAGUGAUCUACCCCGAGGGCUGUGAGGACAGGGCCAGCUUAGCUGGCAGUGAGUACCUAGUGAAAGAGCUACUGCCCGGGCCUGAGACCAGCAGGAGUGUGAAGGGGUACCAGAACCACAACCAGUGGAGCCAGGGCCACCGUGACAAACACAGCCCAGACAGCGCCUGCUCUGUGGACUACUCCAGCAGCAGAUGGUCCAGCCCAGACAGCCAGCAGCAGCCUCCUGGAGAGGACUCUGAGCCCACAGAGCCUCUCAGUGUGGAUGGGAACUCCUCUGAAUUGGACAUGGAGGAACUGGAGGAGGAAGAGGAGGGGGGCGUAGGGAGGGGAGAGGCCAAGGGGACAACAGUAGUACCUAAGACCCCUGACCAGGAGGCCUUCCUCAAACAGCACUUUGGCAACCUGGCUGAGCUUAAAAACCCAGUGAGCCCGACCAGAGUUGUCACCCCUGACAGUGUCAGCAUCUCCUCCAAGUUCCUGUCCCAAUGUUCUACUGGAAGCAGGACUGCCUUUCCAUUCCCAUCGAAGAGCGGUGUUGAGGGGAAGGUAGCCAGCGGUGUGGUGAGGCCCCUGGUCUCUGAGGUGAGGCCCCUCAUGGAGCACAACCAGAGCCAAGGCCACAGCCAGAGCCACAGCCACAGCCAGGGCCAGAGCCAAGGCCAGGGCCAGAGCCAAGGCCACAGCCAGGACCAGAGCCAACGCCACAGCCAGGGCCAGAGCCAACGCCACAGCCAGGGCCAGAGCCAGGGCCAGAGCCAAGGCCACAGCCAGGACCAGAGCCAACGCCACAGCCAGGGCCAGAGCCAAGGCCACAGCCAGGACCAGAGCCAACGCCACAGCCAGGGCCAGAGCCAAGGCCACAGCCAGGACCAGAGCCAACGCCACAGCCAGGGCCAGAGCCAAGGCCACAACCAGGACCAGAGCCACAACCAGGGCCAGAGCCACAGCCAAGGCCACAACCAGGACCAGAGCCACAGCCAAGGCCACAACCAGGACCAGAGCCACAGCCAAGGCCACAACCAGGACCAGAGCCAAAACCAGGACCAGAGCCACAACCAGAGCCAGAGCCACAGCCAGGACCAGAGCCAGGACCAGAGCCACAACCAGGACCAGAGCCACAGCCAGGACCAGAGCCACAACCAGGACCAGAGCCACAGCCAGAGCCACAACCAGGGCCAGAGCCAACUCCAGGGCCAGAGCCAACUCCACAGCCAGGGCCAGAGCCACAACCAGGGCCAGGGCCAAGGCCACAGCCAGGGCCAGAGCCAACUCCACAGCCAGGGCCAGAGCCAACUCCACAGCCCGGGCCAGAGCCACAGCCAGAGAAAGGGCUCAGAAGAAUCUCAGAAGGGCACUACCGGGAGACUAGAAGUAGUGGACACUACCACUACGGAGAAGGGUCUGAAUCUCCGGGCCUCUCCUCUGAGGAAGAAGCUUUUUAACCCUGCAGUGGACUCCCGUAGGAUAGUCAGCCCUGUGGCCAAGGCUGCAGCAUCACACCUCACAUCUACAGGCAUGAGGAAGUCCCAGUCAGUCCAGAACCUGCACACUGAGGAAAUGCCUCUGAGCCUGUCUCGGCCCUCCAAGGAGGUAGCCCCUCAGCCCCAUCACUCCCAGUCUCAUCAAUCCCAGGCCAACGAGCGUCCAGUGACCCUCCCCACAACCCCCCGCCGCACCCUUCCCACUGUGUCCCCCCUCUGCAGCCCCACCUCCCCACAACCCCGGGACAUCACCAGUACCAGUCAUGGCACUGCCCCCACGCCCAGGAGCGUCAAAUCCCGCUGCUCCUACAUGAGCCCCACCACCAGCUCCAUGGCCAAGAUGUCCCGCUCCAUGUCCAUGGGAGACAGCCUAAACGUGGCCGAGGAAGAGUCUGGGUCUACAGAGUCACGCAGGGGGUCCAGCUCUGACACGUCCAACGCUCCCACCAAGAGUCGGAGCUGCUCCUCCCAGAGCUCCCAGAGUCUUAGUACUAAACCGUCUAACCCCGUGGCCGUGGUCUCUUCCACCUUAUCCUCCUCCUCCCCUCUGGCGUUGGGUUUAGCCAUGCCCCAUGCUGCAGUUAUCCCCACCCUCAUCACUAGCUCUCCAAGCAACUCCAACCCAACCACCAAGAGUCUGCAGGCUAAGCUGAUGUGCAGCACCCGGCCCCAGCUCAACCUGGACAUCUCCAAGCCCCUCCCAGACAAGCCCUCCCUGGCGGUCUUCACUCCCAACAGUACCUUCAAGACCGCCGCCUCCUCCAAGACUGUCAAAGAGGACAACGACCUCUCUUCCAGAUCUCCAGUCAGCUUGUUACCUCACCAGGGCCAGACUCAUCCAGUACUCACCAACAAAGUCCAGCUAGUCACUGCACUGUCCCUCUCCCCAGCUCGGAGUCCUGAGGCGGAGCAGCGUUUUCUCACCACGGAGCUGCGUCCUGAGGCCCCCGUGGUAGACAACAGACUAGAACAGCCAAAGAUGGAGGAGAGCCAGGGCCUGACCCAGGAGAAGAGUCCCGCGAUGGAGGUGUCUCUACAGGGCAGUCCCGUAUACCUGCUGUCAUCUGGAGGUUCCGGCCAGGACCGCACAGACGGUUCUCUCAGUAUGGAGUCGUGCAGGGUGGUGGCCAGUGAGCUACAGAACACCUUUAGGAAGGCCUCCCAGCUCUACAGAAUGGUGAACAGUGUGCCUGUAGACUCCAGGCAGGAGCACCAUGAGAUGGCCCAGGUCCUGUCUGAGGCCUUUGAGGUGGUGAGGGCCGAGCUGAGCUCCCUGCCUCAGAGCUCACCCCCAUCCCCCUCUGGAGGGCCUGCAGCAGGAGGCUCCCUGUGUACAGUGGGCUGCCGGCCCGUAGGACCAGUAGAACCAGGGACGGGGAGAUUAGCCUCGGGGGAGGAGAGGACUCUGGCUCUGCUGGAGCAGUACUCUGAGCUCCUCCUUCAAGCUGUGGAGAAGAGGCUGGACAACAAGCAGCUCUCCUAAAUACUCCUCUUCUUUCACACCCUUCCUUGAAGACUGAACCAACCCCCUUGCAAAUGUAGGAUCUUAAGCCAUUGUGCAAGGAUAUCUGCAGACUACAGUACUUCUUUUUAUUUCAUUUUUUUCUCGACACGUUUUUAAAAUGAACAGAUUAAAAUAUUCCUGAAGGAUGCCUGUACAUAUUUUUUAGAAGUUCUUUUUUUUUUUUAAGCACUUAUCUCUCUCUCUGCUGCACCCUCUGGUUGGGUGGUCCCCUCUCUCCCUGUCAGAUCUCUGGAGGCCUAGGAGGGGUUUGGAGGGUUGGACUCAGCACAAUGGCCCACUGUAGUAGGCUAACAUGUAACACUCAUAACCAAUAGCACUGAUACUGUAAGGAGACUCCUCAGGAUGAUCAAUGCCUCAGCAUUCCUUCCCAGUGUGGCUGAGCUGCACUAGACUGUCAUUCAUCACCCUUCCUCCCUCUACUAUAUUGUGUGCUUCUACAGUACCUACCAGACACCUGCACGACCACUGGUUUUAUUUACCCCUGUUGCCAAAUAUUGUGCCCUGCUACUUUGUUUUAAUGAAGUUGUUGUUAUGGAAAUGCCAGAUGCCCUAGAGUUGCUGCGUUGGAGCCAGUGGCGUAGCGUAGUUUUGCGGGCCCCUCUUGCAUCCCCACAGAAAGAAAAAUGUGCAGAUGUAUAGCUUAUCUCAUGCUAUUUGACACAUAUUGCCAUGAGGCUGAGAGAAAAUGUUGAUGUUUUAGAGCUCAGGGAUUCUUGAAAGAUGGGACAAUGGGACAAUCUCAACUUUUUCCCCACAAAUAUUUGUCUUAAUAUUAACGAAAGUUGAAAUCUAUAUUUUGAUAGACCAAAGUACCAGCAAUCACACCAUGUAAAGGAAAAAGCAACUUCCAAACUUCUUUUUGUUUUAUAGUACUCCCCGAGUGGCGCAGCGGUCUAAGGCACUGCAUCUCAGUGCUAGAGGCGUCACUACAGACCCUGGUUCGAUUCCAGG